AUGGGAAAGUUGGGAAAAACUCUAUCGGCAGAUGAUUACAUCAUAUCAAACAUCGAGAGGCAAGUGGCAAAUCUCUCUCAGUUGCGCCAUAAAAAUCUCAUCAGCUACGAAUGUGUUUUGUGCAUGAAGAAGAAGGAGGGAGUUCUGGUGUAUCUCGUGCAGGACUUUGUCCUUGGCACUAGCAUCUGCACAAUUUCCGGAACUCUUGGCUGGUGUGCCGAGGGUGCUAGUAUGGUGGCUAAGGGUGUUCUGGAUGCUAUGAUUUUCCUGCACAAUAAUUCCGUCUUCCACAAUCAUCUUCUGGACACGACAGUCUUCAUGGAUAAUACUGGGACGAUCCGGGUGACGGAUUUUGCUCUGGUGCCGUAUUUGCAGGAUUUGAUUGGAUGCUCCAGUGUCACGAAGAGUGAUUUACCGGCAAUGGGGGCGCUCCUGGAGGCUCUUCUGCCCACGCACACUUCCAAUAUGAGAGAUUACAUUGAGAGAUGCAAGUCAGACAGGACUCUGAGUGCUGUGGAACUUCUGACGCAUCCUUUUCUGCAGCCGGUGCUUUUUAGUGAGGCUGCAGCGGUGGAAUCCACAGCUGCAGCUGUUAUUCCGGCCAGGGAGCGACAUGAGUUGCAUUCGACGAUUUCCACAGUUCAAUCGAGGCUUCAGAAUGAAUUUGAAUUUCUGCAGUUUCUGGGCAAAGGAGCCUAUGGAGAUGUCCUGAAAGUGAGAAAUAUUCUUGACAAUCGACAGUAUGCCAUCAAGAGGAUUCCACUGACAGCCAGGAAUAAGCAGUUGUACAAGAAGAUCCGGAGGGAAGUGGAACUUCUGUCGAGAUUGAAUCACGAAAAUGUGGUUAGGUAUUACAAUAGUUGGAUAGAAACGGGAUUGCCGAGUGAUGAUUUUGGGCAGGAUAAACUGGCUGGAGGUGAUUUCUCCAUUAGCAUUCCCGAGAGUAAGAAACAGGCACAGAUUGAGUCCUCUUCGGAGUCCUCCUCAAGUGACUCCAGUGAUUGGAUAAAUUAUAUUCCAAAUACAGCUGGAGAUCUCAGUGAUGGCAUUGAAUUUGUCAAUUCGGCCGGGGAAUGUGUAGAAGUGUCGGACUUUGAGGAUGAAAGUGUGUCGAAGAAUCGGACAGAAUCUCGGAAAUCGCCUCAUUUUGAGAAUCAAUUCAUGUACAUUCAGAUGGAAUUCUGUGAGAAAAGUACUCUCCGGACGGCAAUUGAUGGAGGAUUGUGCGGGGAUUCUGAUCGGCUCUGGAGGCUCUUUCGGGAAAUUGCUGAGGGUUUGAGUCACAUUCAUCAACAGGGAAUGAUCCAUAGGGAUCUAAAACCUGUCAAUAUCUUUCUGGAUUCGAGGGAUCAGGUGAAAAUUGGGGAUUUCGGAUUGGCUACCACGAGUUUCCUGGCACUGCAGAGUCAGGAGCAAAAUGCCUCCAGUACACUGACGCAUUCGGAUAUGGGUGAUACUCUGACUGGACGCGUCGGAACGGCUCUCUAUGUGGCUCCGGAACUCAUGGGGAAUGCCUCAAAGUCCACAUACAAUCUCAAGGUUGAUCUCUACUCACUGGGAAUCAUCCUAUUCGAAAUGAGUAUCCCACCUUUUGACACGGCCAUGGAACGGGUGAAAACCAUUGCAUCCUUGAGAUCUCCAUCGAUAACAUUUCCUGAUUUUAUGAUCAAGGACAAGAAGUAUUCGCAGCAUGUUCAGGUGAUUCAUUGGCUCCUGAAUCAUGAUCCGUCCAAGAGGCCAUCGUCUGAGGAAUUGCUGACGUCGGAUCUCGUGCCACCGGCUCGUCUUGAGGCCACAGAACUGCAGGAGAUGCUACGCAAUGUCCUGGCCAAUCCACAGAGUCGCACGUACAAGCAUUUGGUCUCGAGAUGUCUGUCUCAGCAAAGUGAUACAGUGCUAGAGCUCACCUACCACCUUGGCUUAGUUCCUAUCUCCACGACUCUGGAGUACGUUAAGGGAAAAAUUGUAAAUGUAUUUAGAAGACAUGGAGGUAUUGAGGUGAUAACACCUCUCCUGACACCCCUUGGAAAAGGACAUCCUCACACAAAUUCCGUCAAAUUGAUGACACAUUCCGGGAGUGUUGUGUAUCUUCCGUAUGAUUUUCGGCGGCCUUUUGCGAGUCAUGUGGCUGUUAAUGGGAUAACAUCAAUCAGACGUUACUCAAUAGGUCGAGUGUAUCGGGAGAAGAAGGUGUUCAAUUUCCAUCCGAAGCAACUCUAUGAGUGUGCUUUUGACAUUAUAUCGCAAAAUACGGGAAAUUUUCUGCUAGAUGCCGAAAUAAUAUCCGUGGCUUAUGAAAUAUCAAUGGAAUUGACGAUUCUCAGGGAGAAGAAUCUCUCUUUCCGGCUCAAUCAUACGAGUCUCCUUCGAGCCAUUUUAAUUCACUGCAAUGUACCCAAGGAUAAGCAUUACACCCUUUUUGCGGCCAUUCAGGAUUUUAUGGAUUCCAAAAUUGCAAAAUUCCAACUCACUUCGAGCAUUAAUUCCAUUUUUGCGAGCACAAAGCACAACACCAACACAUUGAUUGAUUUGUUGGUCACGGAAUCACCUCUCGGUGGUCCUCGGGGCAGCAUCAAUGGCAGUGCCCUGCGGUCCCUGGUCAAGGGACGUGGAGAAGCAGCAGCACUGGCCAAAGGUGCCAUCCGGGAGCUCGAAUCAGUUGUGCAACUUGUCCAGGGAAUGGGUGUCACUUGUCCCAUGAUCCUCCAGCCGGGAUUGUCCAUUGGCUUCGACAGGGCUCGCUCAGGAGGGAUUGUGUGGCAGAUGGUGGCUGAUCUCAAGAAAUCCCGAAAGAGAGGGCCAGAUGUUCUGGCUGUUGGAGGGCGUUACGAUGAUCUUCUGGCGGAUUUUCAAAAAUCCGGAUCAGCGUGCGGAAUUGUCGUUCCGGACAAAAAUAUUUGCGGUGUAGGAUUGUCCUUUGCAAUGGACAAAUUGGUUAAUUGCUUGAAUUCCAAUCCGAGCAAUGAAUAUAGGCCAAUAGAUGUUGUAAUAUCUGUGACGGGCUGUCGUCCACCGCUGCAGGAUGUCACGCAGAUCCUGCGAUGCCUCUGGACGAUGGAUAUCAAGAGUGGCGUUGUGGAGGCAUGCAAUCAGGAAGAGGCAGAGCAGGCGGCCAAGGAAUUGGGAGCUGCUCAUGUGAUUGUUUUGGGGGAGGGUGGGACAUUCCGUGUGAGUUCGUGGGACAAUAGAAUUUUCCGGGAUCAGCAAGUGAGUCGACCAGAACUCAUGGAUUACCUGCAGAAGAUACGGAAUCCGCCAGAAUCGGGUCUGAGUGAGAGUUUCAGUGCGUCUCAGAUGAAUACGAGUGGAGGGGGAAGUGUUGGGACUAAGGGUAAUUCGGCAUCAUCAUGCUUCACUAACAUUGAAGUGUUUUUCAUAACGAUGGAAAAGGUGGCGAGUCAUGCGAAGAAACGCAUUGAGAAUCAACUCCUGCAACUCAUGGCCAGUACCCUCAAACUCUUUGCCAAGAAAGAGAGAAUCCGGGUGUAUGCCGUUGAUCUGCCAAUGAGUGCCUUAGGACUCUUUGUGGGAACACUGGAUCCACGAGAUUUUGCCACUCGUCCCACGGAUGAUGAAAUACCCAAAAUCAUCGAAAGGUUUCCACGUCUCAAAAAAUAUAUCACGUCUCUCUAUGACGAAAUAAUGGAUGAACUUGCUGAACCACGGAGAACUUACUCCAUCAUUGGGAUUUACAGCAUACCAGACUUAGGCUAUAGAUUUAUUGUUUGAUUCGCAAAGAUGGUGGUGACACUUUGAAAAAGUGCAAAGGGGUCGAUGCGAUUUAUUGUUUACUCGAAUAAUUUUUUUCAGAUCAAGAGAUUAUUGACUUUGUUGAAAAAAAAUACUACUUAGGGGCACAAAAAAACCAUGAUUGGGAACAUUUCGAAUUGAUUUUAUUGCAGAAAUGAAAAUAUUUUUUUAAAGAUAAAGAAAGAGCAUUAAAAAAUAAAAAUGGCAUUACA
This is a messenger RNA of Phlebotomus papatasi, 3962 nucleotides long. RefSeq names its product eIF-2-alpha kinase GCN2-like. The record is from RefSeq and is a predicted model, not a curated record. The transcript has 9 exons. Gene Ontology annotation, molecular function: eukaryotic translation initiation factor 2alpha kinase activity; ATP binding. Gene Ontology annotation, biological process: protein phosphorylation. Gene Ontology annotation, cellular component: cytosol. Lineage: Eukaryota; Metazoa; Arthropoda; Insecta; Diptera; Psychodidae. The coding region runs from base 1 to 3729 and encodes 1242 amino acids.